AUGGAAGACGGCCCGCACCGCUUGCGCGGCGAAUCCAACGGUCUCUGUGAAGCCCUGGUGCUGUCACGCGACAUCAGACGGUCGCGCGCACCUUCACCCAACACCCAAACCGCAAACAAGCGCAAAGACACCUCAGCUCCAGCGAUAAAACUUUCCCCCGACAGCGUAGAUUCAGCAUGGCUUCUCCCGACUAAGCGCACUUGCGCCCAGAUGGAAAUGCACCAGAGUACAUGUCUCAACCUAAACAACGCAUCCACCGACAACACGGACGCUGACUUCUGGAUCUUGCCGGACUUUGACGAUUGGGAACUCGAUGCUGAGACGCACCGGAAAGAAGCGACGCAGGGUGAAUCACAUAUUGCUCCUUUACUUCAGCGCGCGGCGACUUCGAAUCGCGAGCGACUGAGGGCUCGACUGGAAGGCGAUGGAUGGGACUUUGUGGGAGGCAAGUACGGCCAGGGAGAGAAUUUUGCUAGCCAGAGCGAAGAAAGUGUUGAUGAAGAGUUCGAUGUCGUGGUUCUGCCAGAUGGGAGGCACAAGUUAAGACGUGGCGUCGACUUUGAGUGUCAUUUGAAGCUCGACAUGCACUUCACAAAUGCAUUCAUUGCAGCCAUUGUGGCUUGCAAUGUGCUCGCGACACCAAUUGCUCGCUCGCCGUAUGCUGUUAAAGAGACGCAUUUUGUGCCAGAUGAGUGGUUCAAGCAAGAGCGAACGCAAGGGCAACAGAAAAUUCAGUUGCAGAUUGGGUUGAAACAAGGUCGAUUCGAUGAGCUUGAUCGGCAUCUCCAAGAGGAUAAUGAGCGAUAUGGCCAGUAUCUCAGCGCCGAAGAAGUCAACGAACUUGUCGCGCCGAGCUCAGAGACGCACCAUCUGGUUCAUGACUGGCUGCAAGAAAACGGCAUCAACGUCAGUGAUCUAGGCUACAGCGCAGCCAAAGAUUGGAUAAUUCUUCAUCUUCCCAUAGAGAUGGUGGAGAACUUGCUCGACACUGAGUAUCACAAUUACAAGCAUGCUGAUGGAAGGAUCGUCUCCCGUACAACUCGCUGGUCACUUCCAGCCCAUCUCCAUGGGCACAUCGACACCAUCCAGCCCACCACAUCCUUCUUUCGCGGCGCUCCUCGCACCUGGGCCCACACUACAGCACAAGUACCAGAAACCUCCUCCCGCCCCGACAACGCCUCUCUCGCCGCCGUCUGCGAUGCGAAAUCCCUGACCCCCGCGUGCUUCCAAACCCUCUACGGCACCAAAGGCUACAAAACUAAAGCCAGCUCCAAAAACAGCAUCGGCUUCGCUAACUACCUUGACGAAGUCCCCAUCCGGCCCGACGCGAAGCUCUUCCUAGAGAAAUACCGCCCCGAAGCCGUCUCGCAGGCGUCCUCCUUCACGCAGGUGUCUGUUGCCGGCGGCCCCACGCAAGACGGCCCGCUCACCGACAAACAACUCGCCGACGGCAAAUCUUACGAGGCGAACCUCAACGUCCAGGUGAUCGCUGGGUUUGCGUGGAACAUGAGCAUCACAGCGUACUCGACAGCGGGGCGUCCGCCAUUCCAGCCCGAAACGCCUGGCGAAGUGAACAACAAUGAGCCCUACCUAGUGUGGCUCGACUUUCUCGCGCAGCAGUCCUUCAUCCCCCGCGUGAUCAGCACGUCGUACGGCGAGCCCGAGCAAUCCGUGCCCCAGGCGUACGCCGAGCGCGUGUGCAGACAAUUCGCACAGGUCGGGGCGCGCGGGACGUCGUUGUUCUUUCCCAGUGGUAACUCUGGCGUCGGCAGGGAUGGACGCUGCUUCACCAACGACGGGCAGAAUAGGUGGCAGUUCAAGCCCAUCUUCCCGGGCGGGUGUCCGUACGUUACAACUGUUGGCGCGACCAUGGGCUUGGAGGAAGAAGUCGCGGCGUACGUGCCGCCGUCGAACGCGACUGGCGGCGGGUAUUUCGCAAGCGGAGGCGGGUUUAGCAAUUACUUCCCGCGGCCCGAGUGGCAGGAGAGUAGUGUGCCGCAGUAUGUCGAAAAGCUGGGGGACACAUACAAGGGGCUGUAUAAUCGUAGUGGCCGCGGAUAUCCGGAUGUCGCGGCGCAGGGGAUUGACUUUGCGUUCUUUUAUAACGGCACGGAAGGUUUGACUGGAGGCACGUCGGCGGCGACGCCACUUGCUGCGAGUAUCUUCGCGCUCGUGAACGAUGCGUUGAUCGCAGCUGGGAAACCGGCGCUGGGUUUCUUGAAUCCUUGGUUGUAUAAGAAGGGAUACAAGGCACUCAACGACGUUACGAAGGGUUCCAAUCGUGGGUGUAAUACUACAGGCUUUGCGGCGGGAGAAGGGUGGGAUCCAGUGAAUGGGUGGGGCACACCCAACUUCCCGAAGCUGGUGGAAUUGGCUUUGGGGGAGGGAUACCAAGAUGCGUCGUCGGUAGAGACUGGUGUAUGA
Messenger RNA from Parastagonospora nodorum SN15, 2424 nucleotides. RefSeq lists its product as hypothetical. Gene Ontology annotation, biological process: proteolysis. The transcript is spliced from 4 exons. Gene Ontology annotation, molecular function: tripeptidyl-peptidase activity; serine-type endopeptidase activity. The coding region runs from base 1 to 2424 and encodes 807 amino acids. NCBI's taxonomy places the organism in Eukaryota, Fungi, Ascomycota, Dothideomycetes, Pleosporales, Phaeosphaeriaceae. The record is from RefSeq and is a predicted model, not a curated record.